Molecule: messenger RNA, 3741 nt
Organism: Fonsecaea multimorphosa CBS 102226
Lineage: Eukaryota; Fungi; Ascomycota; Eurotiomycetes; Chaetothyriales; Herpotrichiellaceae
Exons: 3
Coding region: 1-3741 (1246 amino acids)
Biological process (GO): arachidonate metabolic process
Cellular component (GO): membrane
Source: RefSeq, a predicted model, not a curated record
AUGUCGGGAUGCAAGUGCCAUUGUGGCAAGUCGAUUCCCUGGAAAUGGGCAGCGCGAUGCUCCAAGAGCAGACAAUGCCCGGACUAUUACUCUGUCCACUGCCACGAAGAGGAUUGCAAUCUGAAGGAGUGCAGGUUCCAUGGCCACUGCUGGGAUGGCCACCUGCCCAAGAGCUCAAGAUUAGCAGCGUCACAUGUCCCAACUGGCCUGACAAUUCAGCAUUUCUUCGUCAAGGAUAUCAUUCACUCAGAGGACGAGACAGAGACACUGAGGCAGCUGCAUGAGCAGAAUGCAGCAACACGAUGGUUCAACAUUCGCCACCGCAAUUCCCAGCCGGUGCUCUACGUCUACGAUAGAUUUGGUCCACUUUGUGAACCAACUGCUGACCCAACUUCCUCGGUCGCUGCGACAUUCCCGACCUUUGUAUCCUUCAUCGGCAAGUCGGGUGUCGGGAAGUCCACGCUGGUGAGGGCCAUGCUCUUGCUGGGAAACCUUGAUGUACAACAGAUCAAAGAUGACGACAUCUCCAAUCUUUUAACGAACCAAAGCCGAUUCGAGACUUUAAAGGCCGCCAUAUCGUCGCAACAGGAGAUGCCAGUCACCAGGUCGGGUCACGUCGACCAUGCGGCAGACCCAACGACGCUGGGUGUCCAUCUCUACAAGGACUCCUCGUGCAUAGACACACCGCAGUCAACUGGCAGUGGCUUCACUUUGUUCGCGGACUGCGAAGGGUUCUUCACUGGUGCUACCCAGACAAAUGCUGAGCGCUUUACCGCUGAUCAAGAAGACGCCACCGAGGCAAAUGUCCUGUACAAGGCGCCUGUGACCGCAGCUAGCUACGCACGCGAUGGGCAGCAAGGGGCCGAGUUAUUCUACGCAAGGUUUCUUUAUGCUGUCAGCGACGUCGUGGUCUUUGUGACUAACGAGGAUCAAAGCAUCACACUUCUGCUCGUGAGAGCCCUCGAGUGGGCGGCAACGGCGGUCAUGCACUCAGUCAAUUAUCCUUCGCGGAAGACUCUCAUCAUUGUUCGCAACGGGGCCCUUGGCCACAGCCAGCAAUUUGCCGAUAAUGAGUUACUCGAGAAGCUGUACCUGAACCGCCAGGACUUUCUAUGGAAGGCGUCGCCCAUACUCCAGAGAUUUGUCAAUGAUUACAACAGCAAGCAAGCCGAAUUCAGCAAGCACAUUUACCGGAAUCAAGACCUCUAUGAUGCAUUGUAUGAUAGAACCAUCUGCUGCUGCAUACCACACGUCAACGACAUUGAGGAAAACCGGGACGAGACCAUGUUUACACAAUACCUCAAACUGCGCACCCUGAUCGACGACGCCUCCCAACGAGCAAUCAACAUGCGUUCCAAAGGUUGGAUGAAGUACAAUGUCUCAUCCCUCUCCCAGAUCCUCUUUUCGGCUUUCGAGCACUUUCGCACCAAUGAUAGAGCGUUCAAUUUCAACGAGGUUGCAAGAAUCAGCAAGCCCAACCCGCAUUCAUUCUCUGAUCAUAUUGCCAAUUUCCUCAGGCUUGCAUUGGAGCCACCGCCGUCCGUCAAAACCAGGGCGAUGAUAGCUGAUAUGAUAGCGCUGAACCUUGUUGUCUGGUCCAUGAGGAAUCUCAUCCAUGCAAGCAUCUUUGACGGCGUGAUUGACGGCGAUAAGGAGGAGAAAUUCUCACUGGCACACCACUGUCAAUCCGCCGUUCAAGAAUACCAAGAAAAGUACCAGCCAUGUGGGUAUAAGUUCUCGGAUAACGACCUGUGUACCAAUGGCCCGGCAACUGCCCACCAACGGCUUCAUUUGUCGGCAUCCAGAAAAAGGGCGGACGGGGAUUUCAUUCCAAGGCAUGAGCUGGACCCAAACUUGGUAAGUGUGAUUCGAGACAGGUUCUUGGAGCAUUAUGAGAACCUUGUGAGCGACGACAGGACGAGACACCGGUCAAUGACCAAACCUGCUCCAAGCAAGGUCAGGAGAGUCCGACAAGGCGUGGCGCAGAAAUACUGUAAGCAAUGGACUCGGAUGACCAGCAACAUCACCUGUCUGGCUUGUUUGCAGGCAGUUCCGGAGAAUGUUCUGCAUUGUGGCCACGGAUACUGUGUCCAGUGCGUUCGAGAGCUGGGCGGGGUCUCGGAGAGCUUUGAAUCAGCUUGGACAUUCGAAGUCUGUCCGCUGUGCAGUGCACGGAUGGGCGAUAACUAUUCGCAUUUGAUCAGGGAACGACCACGAUGCGCUGGAACCCGCCUACUGACGCUGGAUGGCGGGGGUGUUCGGGGCAUCAUUGAGCUCGCUAUUAUCCAAGAGAUGGAGAAGAGAUUGGGCUUGCAGAUUCCCUUCCGCGACUACUUUGACCUUGUCGUCGGAACCAGCACAGGUGGUAUUAUUGCACUGGGCCGUACCAUGGGAGAUAGAAAUGCCGACACACAAACAAGCCUCUUGACGAAGGCCUUCAAAUCAUUUGCAUCUUCCACGUUCGUUCACCCCCGAGCUGGCAGUCUCCUCACCAAGAUUGGACUCGGUCACUUUGUAACGAGCGUGGUCAUGUCGUUUGGCCUGUACCAAGCCCUGUUCGACUCGACGCCGCUGGAAAACGGGCUGAAGGAUUUCUUUGGUGAUCAGACCAGCCUCUUCGGGUCCGCGCGGACUCGCCAUCACCAAUGUUCGACCCGAGUUGCGGUGAUUGCCACCAAGGAAUUUGGGAAACGGGCACAUCUCAUCACCAGCUACAACAGACCCAACCUGGCAUCCAGCAGCGACUUUGAGCGCGAAGACGACGAAAGCAAGGGAAUGCGGAUCUGGGAGGCUGGAUUGGCCACGGCAGCUGCGCCUUUCUACUUAGCCCCGUUCAAGAAAGCGGAGACAGGGAUCCUCUAUUUCGACGGUGCAUUGCACAUGAAUUGUCCGGCCCCCGGGGCGGUGGAGGAGAUCCGGAAGCUGUGGCCCGAGCACACGCCCUCGCUCGACGUUCUCCUCUCGAUUGGAACGGGGAUCCAGGACUCGGAGGUCAAGAUCCCCCGAGCCAUCCGCAUCGGCGGCUUCGAGGAGAUCUGUCGCACAUUCCACAGCAAACUGGACUCGGAGAACCAGUGGCAGGAAUUCAUCGCCAGUGGCGCGACGGACGGCAUCCGUGACCGGCUACACCGGCUCAACCCGCCCAUCGACGUGAACCUGCAAAAGGUCACCCUGUGGCACUGGAACAAGAUGGCCAAGCUGGAAGAGAUGGUGCAGCGGCAGAUGAGAGAACCCGAAUGGGUAGCCCGCCUCGAUAAUGCUACCAAUGCCCUGCUGGCCAGUCUCUUCUACUUUGAGCCGGACGCCGUCCAGCCCUCGGCGUCCACCAACAACCUGACGCCCACGGGCACGCGGCACGUAAGCAACAACAGCGCCGCCCCCGAGCUCCACGGCACGAUCCGCUCGCGUCUGCGCCACGGCAGCGCCGAGCUGCUCCGUCUCCUCUCGCACGUCAAGGGCCUCUUCUACACUAAACUGUCCAUGUCCCGAGCAAGCCCGUCGGCGCUUCUCCAGCACGACCCAUGGACCGAGGUCGCAGCCUUCCACACCAUCAAGGACAAAGUGGUGGAACAGUCGGGCCAGCGCUUCCGCGUCCCAGUCUGCCUUGAGGAGUCAUCCGAGGGCGGCAGCAAGCUGUUGGUCCUGGCGGUGCGACUGAAGGACUGCUCGGCGCCGCUCCCCAUCAGCGGGUUCCCGACGCUGCUGCACGACUUGCAUUUGAAGGCCAGAUCCUGGGAUUGA